CAGUCCUGCAAAGCUACAAAGGUUGGGCUGGGCAAUAAACUAUCCCUAUAGCUACUCUUGACUUCAACUAAGAGGGUUCUCCGUCUCCUUCCAAGCACUUGCAACGUCCAGAAUGAACCCUCAGGUGAUCAUAAGUCAGCCCCAGGUCGUGGUGGUCCAGCAACAAAGCCCUCAGUGGCAAACAGAUUUACUUGACUGCUUUAGUGACUGUGGAGUAUGCCUCUGUGGGACCUUUUGCACCCUGUGUUUGGGAUGCCAAGUUGCUGCAGAUAUGGAUGAAUGUUGCCUCUGUGGACCAACCAUGGCAAUGAGGUCUCUCUACCGGACAAAAUAUGGCAUCCCGGGAUCCCUCUUGGGAGACUUCUGCGCUGUCAACUUCUGCCUCUCCUGUGCUCUUUGCCAGCUCAAGAGAGACAUCAAUAAGAGGAAAGACAUGGGGAUCUUCUAAAACAAAAAGAUUUGCCUUUCUUCCACAAGUCUGCAUCCUAUCCAAGUAUGUUUCAAUGUCAUCCUUCAUAAUCAAGUCAACCAUUGCUUUGAGCAAUACGUUAUUCUCUGAACCUGAUACACUGGCUGUUAUUACCAGGAAAGCAGUAUAGUCUUUAAACUAUAUAUGUGUGUGUAAUUUUGAUACUGGAAAUUGGUUGAGAGUGAAUAAAAAGUGCUGCUUACCUCACCUGUAAUGUUUCUUGAAAUCGAUACAUUGUGCACUCUAAGUAAAAGGCAAUAUUUCUUGA
Elgaria multicarinata webbii is the source of this 737-nucleotide messenger RNA. Its product is annotated as placenta-specific gene 8 protein-like. Gene Ontology annotation, biological process: positive regulation of transcription by RNA polymerase II. The transcript is spliced from 5 exons. NCBI's taxonomy places the organism in Eukaryota, Metazoa, Chordata, Lepidosauria, Squamata, Anguidae. The coding region runs from base 113 to 448 and encodes 111 amino acids. The record is from RefSeq and is a predicted model, not a curated record.